AGGCCCAACUUAACCAAAGGUGAUAAACAAACAACCACUUCCAUAAAGUCUUAAACCCUAAAAAGGACCAAACAUUUCAACAUAAACCCUAGGUCUGUUUUCGCCUCCAGAUCAACACAAAAAUGGGAGCAAGUGACAGUGAAGCAGAGAAAUCAGCACAUAAGGAGAAGAAGAAGCUGCAGGCUUUAGCCCCAAUCGCCAAGCCCCUUGCCGGCAAAAAACUCUCCAAACGAACCCUCAAACUCGUUCGCAAAGCUGCGGAACAUAAGUGUUUGAAGAGGGGAGUUAAGGAGGUUGUGAAGAGCAUCAGACGCGGUAAUAAAGGAGUGUGUGUUAUUGCUGGAAAUAUUACUCCAAUCGAUGUGAUAACUCAUGUUCCAAUCUUGUGUGAAGAGGCGGAAAUACCGUAUGUUUAUGUUACAUCAAAAGAAGAUCUAGCAAAUGCAGGUUCAACCAAGAGGCCGACAUGCUGUGUUCUGGUUCUACCGAAGCCGACUAAGGGAGAAAUUGCAGAGGAAGACCAGCAAAAACUGAAAACCGAAUAUGAUCAAGUUGCUACAGAAAUCACUUCGCUCGCUGCUUCUAUGUUUUGAACACAAUUGUUUGUAUUCAUGUACUUGAGUUUGAGUUUGAUUGUAGUAGUUGUUUUUGAUUUAUUAGCAGUCUAUUAUGGUGCUUUUUUCCCAA
Molecule: messenger RNA, 687 nt
Organism: Helianthus annuus (common sunflower)
Lineage: Eukaryota; Viridiplantae; Streptophyta; Magnoliopsida; Asterales; Asteraceae
Product: H/ACA ribonucleoprotein complex subunit 2-like protein
Exons: 4
Coding region: 123-593 (156 amino acids)
Biological process (GO): snRNA pseudouridine synthesis; rRNA pseudouridine synthesis
Cellular component (GO): nucleolus; box H/ACA snoRNP complex
Molecular function (GO): box H/ACA snoRNA binding
Source: RefSeq, a predicted model, not a curated record